This is a messenger RNA of Lethenteron reissneri (Far Eastern brook lamprey), 6763 nucleotides long. It is a transcript of the gene WASHC5, whose product is annotated as WASH complex subunit 5. NCBI's taxonomy places the organism in Eukaryota, Metazoa, Chordata, Hyperoartia, Petromyzontiformes, Petromyzontidae. Gene Ontology annotation, cellular component: WASH complex; endosome. Gene Ontology annotation, biological process: endosome fission; regulation of actin nucleation; actin filament polymerization. The record is from RefSeq and is a predicted model, not a curated record.
CGUGACGGGCCGCGUCACGUGCAGCGCGAGCGCCUCGUCACGUGACGGCGCGCUCCCCCUGCACCAAGCGCCUGUGUCACGUGACCCGCUGUUCGAUUUCUAAUUUCAUCGCCUCGUGAAAUAUUGGCGAUCGAUUUUCAGCAAAGACCGAGCGUUUGAAAGAAAGGCAACGUGUUUAUUGCCGUAGCGUAGAGAUCGCGAGACAAAUCGAUACGCCGCUGCAGGUUCUUCGGGGUGCGGGUUUUGGACCCCCGGGCCUCUGCAGCUCGGCCAGGGAGAGGUGAAGGGGAGCCGGCAGGCUUCGCUAGGCGAGGCCGAGGCUUCGGCCUACACGGGCCGCCUCCGGAUCUCGGGGAGGAGGGAGUCGAGGGCGAACCAUGGUGGACUUCCUCGCCGAGAAUAACCUGUGCGGGCAGGCGAUCCUACGGGUUGUGUCUCGCGGGAACGCAAUCAUCGCCGAGCUGCUGAGGCUCGCCGAGUUCGUGCCGCCCGUGUUCCGCCUGCGCGAACGGGCCGAGGUCGCCAAGUACGGGGAGCUCGUCAGCGACUUCUCAUACUUCAAGACCAGCGAGCUGUUGGAUAGCCGAAUAGAUGCCAAACCUGAGCUGCAAGACCUGGACGAGGAGAUACGAGAGAAUUACAUCGAAAUCCUCACACGCUUCUACUUGGCCUUUGAGAGUGUGCACAAGUACAUUGUGGAUCUCAACAGAUACCUGGAGGAUUUAUCUGAAGGAGUGUACAUUCAGCAAACCCUGGAGAGUGUGCUUCUCAAUGAGGAUGGAAAGCAACUCAUGUGUGAGGCACUCUACUUGUACGGAGUGAUGUUGCUGGUGAUUGAUCAGCGGAUCGAGGGUGAGGUGCGGGAAAGAAUGCUCGUCUCCUACUACAGAUACAGCGGCGCUCGCUCCUCGGCCGACUCGAACAUCGAUGACGUCUGCAAGCUGUUGCGCAGCACGGGGUUUUCGUCGGCGCCUGGCUCGCGCCGCCCGGUCGGGUACCCCGAGAGCUACUUCCAGCGCGUGCCCGUGAGCGAGACGUUCAUCAGCAUGCUCAUUGGACGCCUGCGCUCCGACGACAUCUACAACCAGGUGUCGGCGUAUCCCUUGCCAGAGCAUCGGAGCACGGCGCUUGCCACGCAGGCCGCCAUGCUCUAUGUGCUGCUGUACCUGCAGCCCUCGACGCUGCACACGCAACAGGCCAAGAUGCGCGAGAUCGUCGACAAGUACUUUCCCGACAACUGGGUGAUCAGCGUGUACAUGGGCAUGACUGUGAACCUCAUGGAGGCCUGGGAGCCAUACAAAGCAGCUAAGACUGCACUCAACAACACCCUGGAGCCGGGCAACAUUCGCGAGCAGGCGUGCCGCCACGCACGCAAGCUUGACGGUGUGAUGAAGGAGGUGAGGCAGUACCUGACGGAGGGCGUGCUCACGCAGGAGUUCGUCCUCGACUCCAUCCCCAAGCUGCUGCACUGCCUGCGCGACUGCAACGUCAGCCUGCGCUGGGCCAUGCUGCACGUCGCAGAGUCAGCUUACGACUCCAGCAAUAAGAGGUCCCGGCAGGUGCGAGAGCAGGUGAUGGCUGACUGCAAGUACCGACCGGACACCAUGUUCCAGCUGCUGCUCAACACGGCUCAGCUGGAGUUUCAGCUCAAGGAGAUGUUCCGGCUGAUGCUGGCGGAGAAACAGCUCAAGUGGGAGAGCUUCCGGAGCGAGGCAGCGGAGAGGAUGAUCGAGAUGGCCGAGGUGUUCUCCGGCACCAAGCCGCUCACGCGCGUCGAGAAGAACGAAAACCUCCAGGCGUGGUUCCGGGAGAUGGCCAAGCAGAUCUCGUCGCUGGGAUCGGAGGAUGCCACUGCGGCUGGGCGCAAGACUGUGCAGCUGAUUCAGGCGCUGGAGGAGGUCCAGGUGUUCCACCAGCUGGACACCAACAUGCAGGUGUGCCAAUUCCUGGCGGACACGCGUCGCUUCCUGCACCAGAUGAUUCGCACCAUCAACAUCAAGGAGGAGGUGCUUAUCAGCAUGCAGAUUAUCGGCGACCUCUCCUAUGCCUGGGAAAUCAUUGACAGCUACACUCGCAUUAUGCAGGAGGGCAUCAAGAAGGACCCCUUUAUGGUCACGAGGCUUCGAGCCACCUUCCUCAAGUUGGCGUCUGCACUGGAUCUUCCCCUGCUGAGGAUCAACCAGGCCAACAGCCCAGACCUCAUGAGUGUGUCCCAGUACUACUCGGGCGAGCUUGUCUCCUACGUACGCAAGGUGUUGCAGAUAAUCCCGGAGACAAUGUUUGGCCUCCUGGCCCAGGUGAUCCAGCUGCAGACGCACAACAUUUUGGAGGUUCCGACGCGUCUCGACAAGGACAAACUGCGCGAGUGCGCACAGCUGGAGGCGCGGUACCAGGUGGCCAAGUCGACGCAUGCCAUUUCCGUGUUCACCGAAGGCAUGUUGAUGAUGAAAACCACAUUGGUGGGCAUCAUAAAGGUGGAUCCCAAGCAGCUGCUGGAGGACGGCAUCAGGAAGGAGAUGGUGAAGCAGGUGGCGGCCGCACUGCACACGGGCCUCACGUUCAACCCCAAGGCCAAGUCGAGCGAGCUGAUGCCCAAACUGCACGACUUGGCCGCUCGCAUGGAUGGCUUCCGUCGUUCGUUCGAGUACAUCCAGGAUUACGUGAGCGUGUACGGCCUCAAGAUCUGGCAGGAGGAGGUGUCGCGCAUCAUCAACUACAACGUGGAGCAGGAGUGCAACAGCUUUCUGCGCACCAAGGUGCAGGAUUGGCAGAGCAUCUACCAGUCGACUCACAUCCCCAUCCCCAAGUUCCAGCCCACGGACGAAUCGGCCACCUUCAUCGGACGCCUGUGCCGUGAAAUCCUUCGCAUCACAGACCCCAAAACGACGUCCUACGUGGAUCAGUUGAGCAUCUGGUACGAUGGUCGCACAAAGCAGGAGCUCACAAACAGCCGCCUCUUCUCCGAGGUCCAGAAGAGCCUGGGAACCUUCGGCCUCAAUGGGCUCGACCGUCUGCUGAGCUUUAUGAUCGUUCGGGAGCUGCAGAAUGCGGUCGAGUACCUGCAGAAGAAUGUGCUAAAGGACAAGGUGCUCAUGGACUCGUUUACUGCGUUCAUGAAGACUGCCAACCCCAUCAAGGGCAUACUUGCCAAUGCAAGCAAAGUGUAUUCAUCCGUCACAUCAAAGUCACAGAAAAUCUGGCCUGGCUACAUGGACAUCAUCCUCAAGGUUGGGCAGCUUCAGCUGCUAAGGCGACAGAUGGCUCAUGAGCUCAGCUACUCCUGCAAACUCGACUCCAAGACUCUAUUUGGAGCUCUUAUGACACUUAACAAGGCCCUGCUGGCAGACGUGCAGGCCCACUACGCUGAGCCGAGCCGCCCGUACCCACGAGAGGACAACCCCCUGCUCUUCGAGCUCACCUCUUACCUGGAGGCGGCGGGGAUAAACAACCCUCUGAACAAGAUUUACAUCACAACCAAGCGGCUGCCGCAUUUCCCACUCAUUAACUUCCUGUGCGUCAUUGCGCAUCUACCCAAGCUACAGUACAGCAAGGCAGUGGGCAUGGUGAGCAGGCGGGCGGGUGAUGGGCUGGACUGGCCACCCAUGGUGGUGGGGCUGCUCACAUUGCUCAAGCAGUUCCACUCGCGCAACACCGAGCAGUUCCUGGCACUGCUGGGCCAGUUAGUGCGCUCCUUACUGGAGCAGUGCACGACCAGCCAAAAAUCUCCAGAGAUGCCUUCGGAUGUGGUUGGAACCCUCGUGUUCCUAGAAGAUUUUGUGCACUACACACAGCUCACGAGACAGGUGAUUGAAGCCCACGUCCCGAGCUACAUCCUGGAUGAGUUCAGGCAUGUUGCCCAGUAGCGGUCGUGCCACUCAAGCGAGACGUUGUGCCAAGAUGUCACGUGUACGUGACGGUGGAUUAUUUGGCGAGCAGUCAAAACGUACGGUCUUCAUUACCUGUGCUGUUAUCAAGACGGCUGAUUGAAAUUUACGUCUUUGGAAAUAUUUUUUUGUUUCUUAUUUUUGAUUGGGCGUGUCACUCAUGCGUACGUGUCAUUGUGGGAACUUGGACGUGGGCAUAAUCCAGAGUGAUGACCUCUAUUAAGAGUUUUUGCCACUUGCGUACAACAAUGUAUUUUGUCUUGCCAUUUUUGAUCAAGACCAGAUACAUAUGAAGUUAUUUGUGUCUUAGAUAACUGUACCUCAUGCACAAAAUAAUUUGGGGGAAGACUCACACUGUAUUUCAAAUGUGCGGGGUGUCUUCUUUGGUACCAAAUCUUCAAAUCGAUAGGUGAAGCCCUGUAUUUAUGAAGUAGAACCAAUUGGAAUUCAUCAAAACAAUUUCUACAACGCGAGAGGGUGUAUCAUUAUGUAUGUUAUAUGUCAGUCACACGAUGCUAGAAUUCACAUUUUUGUAAAUUGAGUUAUAAUUCGAUUUACAAUUUUGAGUGGGGUGGAAGGAAUACUGAGUGUAAUUGAGAACAGGACAAACAGCACUUGCAUGAAAUGCCACAGUGCCACUAAGCACACAUUGGUGCACCUUGGCACACCCAAUUUAUCUUCAAUCUUCCUGCACAUAUUAAACCAUGGCUAAAAUGUACAGGGGUGUUGCCCAUCUUGUGAGUAACUGUGCAUUGAUUGGCCAAAAAUAGCAUCUGAUGUCACCUUUGAUGUCGAUUACAUAGUGACAGGAACAGCAGACCUGUGGCUGAUGAGACGUCUGGUUAAGAAUAGCCGCCCCACCCCUGGGUGGCAAGAGUUAAAAGAAAUAAUCCGGCACUGACUGAGAUCCUGAGUUGAAUUUGGGUCUGCCGUUCACGUUUAAACAAGGUUCUUAAGUUGAUUGAGAUAAUGCUUUCAGCCCAGUCACUAAUCUUCCAUUAUGGCAUGGGGUUGUCUCAGAGGUCGCAACCUGGGUACCCGAUACCGGUACCCUACCCGAUACCCGGCUACCCGUACCCGACCGGGUAUGGGUACGGGUACCCGUUUGCGACCCUGGUGUGGCCGGGUACGGGUAGACCGUGAAUCACUGGUGAGUAACUGUUUGUCACUCAUUUCCCAACGUCUUGUCUCUUCUCACAAUUCAAGUUCCUAGAAUCAACCCACCCGCGCCUGCAACAUGGCUUCAUCCCAGAGGUCGCAAUCGGGUACCCGAUACCCGUACCCUACCCGUACUUGGCCGAGUACGGGUAGGGUACAGGUACGGCCGGGUACGGGUACCCGUUUGCGACCCUGGUGCGGCCGGGUACGGGUAAGGAAUCAAAACCCGUUUGCGACCUCUGGGUUGUCUGCUUGGAUUUUCUCUCUCCAUGUUACCCUCUGUAUCCAUCUCCUCCCGCCCUGCUCCGGAACCUUCUGCCCUGACACUUUCCUCCGUUUGUCUUUGUGCAUACUUUCUCAGUUGCUUCCACCUCUGCAUUUUUUUAUAUUGUUCUGUUCCACGUCGCCUCCAUCUGGCAUUACUGUUUCCUUUCUCCUUGAAUAUAUCUCAUCUUCAGACCUGUUGAAAUUCUCUCCAUUUAGUUGUCAGAUUUUUAAAUUUCGAUUUAAAGCUUUCGUGACUGCAGGGAUUCAUCUUCUUGAUUCUUUCGGUAAAGUCACGUAGAAGGGCAAUAAUAAAAUAAUAAAAAUAAAACAUAAAAUACAAUUGUAUUUUAUAAUAAUAAAAUGAUUUCCCUUCUACGUGACUUUACCGAAAGAACCAAGAAGAUGUCAGAUUUUUAUUUUAUUUUUCCUUUCUGAAUUUCAUUUUCAUCUAUUACAGAGGAGGUAGUAUAAUUUACGGGAUCUCAGCAUUAGUUCUGUAACCUUUGCUUCUGCCGGGCAUUCUCUAAAAUGGUGGGGAGGCACUGCCUGGGAGUAUUCCAAAUGGAUUACUAUAAUGACAUGAAACUCAAAGCAUAAUUGAUACUUGUAUAUCUUUAUUGAUGUUAAAAAAGAAUAGCCCCACCCACAGUUCAAGGAACUGGCAGCUGAAAUGAUGCAGCAGUGAGGUCAUGUGUAUGAGUGUCCAGUUGGUCAUGAUGGUGCGUCAGUACAAAUUGUCUCACAUUACAAUACAGUUGAAUGACUUCACUGUAACGACCCACUCCACGCUGAGCGGCCGCAAAUAAUUUAUAAUCGAAUUAUCCUAAUGGUAAAUACGAAUUACUGUCGGCAUGUAUUUAAACUAUGUGAGAUAUGAAUUGUGAAUAUAUACAUGACAAACAUAAAGUGAACAUUGCCCGUGGACACACCGAAAGCAGCUUGCCAUCGUAACCAGCCUCUCGCACCGUUUAUAAUGUCAACUAAAGUCCCCUUUUACGUCCACAUCUACACGGUGCUGAUACUGACUCUUCAAAUCCAGCUUUUACUCGGGUAGAAAAUCUUUGAAGCGUUAAUUGCCUUAAGGAGGUUUAUCCAAGAGCUGACAAGUCACUCAUUUACAUUGGACUUUCUGUUUCAUCAGCUUAAGGGUUGUGGCAGAUGUCACUGAUACCACAAGCACUGCUCCUAUUGUCUGUUUGGAGCAAUAUUUUCACUUUUAAUUUUUUUCUGUUGAGCAAUUGUCUGUAAAUACAGUAUAUUACAAGUUAAUUUUAUUACUAAUUUCCUGUUGAUUAUUGCUUGAAUACUCUUGUGAAUUAGAUGUCAUCUUAACAAGAAUCCGAUACGUAUGUUGUCCAUGAAAGCUAAUGCUUUUAACAUAUUUGAUGAGUAGUAUAUAAUUUCGAAGUUUUAUAUGUCUAAGCCUACACACAAAAUAAAAUUACAUCUUUUCA